Messenger RNA from Oncorhynchus tshawytscha (Chinook salmon), 2168 nucleotides. Its product is annotated as amine sulfotransferase-like. Gene Ontology annotation, cellular component: cytoplasm. Bases 743 to 1660 code for a protein of 305 amino acids. The record is from RefSeq and is a predicted model, not a curated record. Gene Ontology annotation, biological process: sulfation. Gene Ontology annotation, molecular function: sulfotransferase activity. The transcript has 7 exons. Lineage: Eukaryota; Metazoa; Chordata; Actinopteri; Salmoniformes; Salmonidae.
CCAUGAAUGGUGGACAAUGCUUGAGCUUGAUGGACACAAACUAGGCUACUUUUUUUGUUUGUGAUUCAGACCAGCCUGUGAACAGAACUUCAUGCUCUCUGCCCCUCUAGGAUUUACAGAUAGAAAUGCAUUGUUGCACAGCAAACCCACUAUUUAUAUUUACUGCAAUAUUUGCUAGUCCUUCAUAGGAAUACUUUUUUUGUGCCCAGGCUUUGUUGAUAGGUACUUGAGAGUUAUUCAAUGUCUCCUUUUUGUUAAAGGGGCAAGCUGGGAUUGUUACAUACAUUUUAGGACUUUUGAGUUAAUGGCAUGUAGCAGUUGCUUCAUGAAGAAUACAACUUUUAAAUGCCUCAUGAGCUUAGGUGAACUGUUUUACCCCACCAGAACCCAAAAUAGAAUCUUGUUUGUAAACAAUGUUAUUCUAAACCAACCUAAUGGUUUCAUAACUAUCAUUUUGAUAUCAUUAAUGGUCAGUCCUUGCAUCCAUGGCUCUGUUUGUUUACAUUUCUCCAGCCCCAACCCUCAACUGUUUACCAGUUGUUUUUCCAAUCCCAGAUUUCCCCUUUAAACAUUUCCACUUGACUUCCUCCAGACUCCCUGUGAUCUGAUAGCUAUAUAAACAUUUGUUUGGAAUAACAACUUUAUUUACUGGGCUUUUGGGGUGUUUAUUUCAGAUUUUUGUCUAAUCAAGCACAGUGUUUCAACUUUAGAUGAGUAGGACUUCGGCCUCGUGCCUUCUCACAUGACUGGAGAUCAUUUGGAUUCCACUGAUCCCCAGGUUCUGGACUAUAUGCUGGUUCCUCACCGGAACUUCAACCUGAUCAAUGGGGUCCACUCUCCCGACGAGGUCGACCAGAUCCAGAACUGGGAGAUCCGAGACUCUGACAUAUUCGUUGUCACUUAUCCCAAGUCAGGGACGAUCUGGAUGCAGCAGAUUCUGACUCUGAUAGAAGCCAAAGGUGACGUCACUCCAAACACAGAGCAUCUCAACGCGCAGCGCGUCCCAUGGAUCGAGCUGAUUGGCAGUGAGAAGGAGUUUAACGCCACCCCUUCCCCCAGGCUACGGGUCACCCACCUGCAGUACAAGUUCAUGCCGCUCGCCGUCAGACAAAAGCGGGGAAAGGUGAUCUAUGUGGCCAGAAACCCUAAGGAUGUUCUCGUGUCCUAUUACCACUUCCACAAAUAUGCAGCCAUGCUGGAGACACCGAAGGACUUCAAUGAUUUCUUUGAGAAAUUCAUGGAAGGGAAAGUUUUUGGGAACUGUUGGUUUGAGCACAUCAAGACGUGGUACGCUAAUAGAGACAACAUGAACUUCCUGUACAUCACAUAUGAAGAGAUGAUCAAGGACCUGCGCUCCAUGGUGGAGAGGAUGUGCAGGUUUCUAGGGAAGGAUUUGACAGAGGAGCAGAUGGCCAGUGUGGUGGAACACAGCACCUUUAGAACCAUGAAACUGAACCCGCAGGCUAACUACAAGACGGUGCCCGACUCUCUGCUUGACCACAACAAGGGCACGUUUAUGAGGAAAGGGACCAUUGGGGACUGGAAGAACCAUUUCACUGUUGCACAGAGCGAGAGAUUUGACAGUGCCUUCCAGGAGAAGAUGUGGGACCUGCCCCUCUCCUUUGUGUCGGACAUAAAUGACGUCAAUAGUGCCACGUGAUGACAUCAUAGUCACGUCUUUCAGGGAUUUUUUAAAUCCUUGGGCGGGCCCCCUAAGUAUUUUUUGGGGGUCACCUACAGUGGGGCAAAAACGUAUUUAGUCAGCCACCAAUUGUGCAAGUUCUCCCACUUAAAAAGAUGAGGCCUGUAAUUUUCAUCAUAGGUACACUUCAACAAUGACAGACAAAAUGAGAAGAAAAAAAAUCCUGAAAAUCACAUUGUAGGAUUUUUUAUUAAUUUAUUUGCAAAUUAUGGUGGAAAAUAAGAGAGUUGAGUUGAAAUAAACGAUCCCAGAAAUUUUCCAUAGGCACAAAAAGCUUAUUUCUCUCAAAUUUUGUACACAUGUUUACAUCCCUGUUGGUGAGCAUUUUUCCUUUGUCAAAAUAAUCUAUCCACCGGUCUCAAGUUGAGGGUGUGCAAUUGGCAUGCUGACUGCAGGAAUGUCCACCUGAGGUGUUGAAUGGUAAUUUCUCUACCAUAAGCCACCCCCCCUGUUUUAGAGAAUUUGG